GCCAAGUUAAUAUACACCCCCAAUGAGCGUUCGGGAUCCGACCCGUGCGCGCACAGCCACAUCAUGACUUCACCAAACGCUAAUAUCCUCAAACGUCUCUCCCUCAACCCAAUCUGUUUUGUUAUUAUCGAUAACACAUUCUGAUGAUAAUGGCCGAUGAACAAAUCGAUAUCGAUAGCUUCGAUCCACCCGCUUCAGGCUCACCCAACAUCGACACGCACGAACAAAAGCUGGCCCGCAAGGUGCAAGACGCAAUCUCUACCAUACCAGACGAGCCAAGCCAAAUUGAUGCGAUAGCCAAAAUUCGCAACUGGUUCAGUCCAGACUGGGAGGAAAGCCUGUUCUAUCCCAUCAUCCAGGAAUACUUGAUUGGAAAUCUCGAUUUGGCGGCAAUUGUAAAAAAAACAAUGAAGCUCAUCGACGAUGCAAUUUCAGAGAGUCGAUCGGAAGAGAUAGGUCAAAUAGACUUCGGAUAUAGUGUGUUACAUUCCGCAAAGAGGAUUUCGUUCAAGGAUGAACGUAUGCAUGCAAAGCUUGUCGAUUUCGUGGACGACAUCAAAACUCACACAGGGAACCACAACGACUACGUUCUCUACGACACUAUGUUGUCCUUCUCGGGAUCCGCGCUCGAAACCUUGAACGAUUGCCCUGGAGUUGGCGCCGGAUACUCCCUACCAGAGAGUCACGCAUACGCCAACGCCAACUACUUCUUAGCUAGACUGACGAAAGAGGGCGUGUCUGAAUUUUGGAUGUGCGCCAUAUGGGCGAUGCGAUCAGGCCUCGAGGAUAUACUCAAGGACGAUGAACCCAACGAGUCUCACGUGCCCGGUACCACCAUCGAAAAACUUAAUGCUAACGUACCGGCCGCAGCAGUCUGGGUGUUCGCUCUGGGGAAAGCAUUGUAUGACAAAGAAGAAGACCUUACACCGACAAGCCCGAAUGGAGGAAACCCUGCGAAAGGAGGAGAUCGGUGGAAGGGAAGGAGUGAGUUUAGCAAAGAGCGCUGGGCUCUUUGGAAGCAGAGGUUCGGUGAUGUAAGCAAAAAUCGGGACGUAAGCGAAGAGACUCGAGAGAUAGCCAAGGAAGCGUUUGAGUCUAUGGAUCGAUGGGAGAAGAGUUGA
Messenger RNA from Lindgomyces ingoldianus, 1121 nucleotides. RefSeq lists its product as uncharacterized. The transcript has a single exon. The record is from RefSeq and is a predicted model, not a curated record. Lineage: Eukaryota; Fungi; Ascomycota; Dothideomycetes; Pleosporales; Lindgomycetaceae. The coding region runs from base 144 to 1121 and encodes 325 amino acids.